Molecule: messenger RNA, 656 nt
Organism: Tachysurus fulvidraco (yellow catfish)
Lineage: Eukaryota; Metazoa; Chordata; Actinopteri; Siluriformes; Bagridae
Gene: ecrg4b
Product: ECRG4 augurin precursor b
Exons: 4
Coding region: 103-519 (138 amino acids)
Biological process (GO): regulation of cell population proliferation; anaphase-promoting complex-dependent catabolic process; cellular senescence
Source: RefSeq, a predicted model, not a curated record
UUAGCCCAUGUCCUGAGGGCUGUUCUUCCUUGCCUAUGGUACCUAAAAUUGUUUCCAUUAGCUCAUACCACAAAGCCCCAGCUAAUCUCGAAGACUAAAGACAUGAAGCUCUACAGUGUUUGUAUAAAAGCUCUGUUCUUCCUCACCUUCCUCAUCCUUUGCAACAGCUCAGGUGGAAGUACCCUGAGCAAGAUCUUGAAGAAAAGAAAUGCCCGGAGCAGAUCUGUCGACGAACUUGUGGUCCCUCAGGUGAAAGCUAAGGAAUUCCUGUCAGCUCCACGGAGACCUCGGAGAAACCUAUGGGACCGCAGCCGUCCAGAUGUGCAACAGUGGAUCCAGCAGUUCAUGCAAAUGGGCUAUGACGAGGCGAGACUUGAGACGGAUCUUGCUUACUGGAUGGACCAUGCCAAAGCUAACGAUCAGGGACGGCAGCAUCACUAUGAUGAGAACGCUGCAAUGGGUCCCCGGGAUGCCAGUGCCUUUAGACAUGGAGCCAAUGUCAACUAUGAUUAUUAUUAAUCAUAAUCUCCUGAUUAGGAAAUGAGCAACUUUCUUUACAUUUUUGUCUUACUAAUAGGCACAGCAAAUAAAUCUAUGCCUUUUUAUAUAAGUCACUGUUUAAUGAUGCACAUUACAGUUGAGUCCGUUUUGGUAGU